Xyrauchen texanus (razorback sucker) is the source of this 11264-nucleotide messenger RNA. RefSeq names its product histone-lysine N-methyltransferase SETD1B-A-like. Gene Ontology annotation, molecular function: histone H3K4 methyltransferase activity; protein binding; RNA binding. The transcript has 18 exons. Gene Ontology annotation, cellular component: Set1C/COMPASS complex. The record is from RefSeq and is a predicted model, not a curated record. The coding region runs from base 2332 to 7767 and encodes 1811 amino acids. Lineage: Eukaryota; Metazoa; Chordata; Actinopteri; Cypriniformes; Catostomidae.
UUCAUAUUUAUUAUUAUAUAAAAACCACAAAAAUAAGCUUAAACACCCCAUUUGUAGGAAUACUCACCAUGACAUUACACACCAUCUAAUGAGGUCCAUCGUUAAUUAUAAACAUGAACCAAAUGAUAUCCACUGUGUGAAAUCUCGCCUUGAUCUGAUUUUAACACGGUGUGCAAGGUUAAAAUGGCUUUAGAAGGUGAAUUUAGCACUCAUCACUGGCAUAAAAAUCCAGUGAAAUGCCUUUUAUAAUAGGCUACUGGCAGCUACAUAAGAAUUAUAGGCUAUUAGUCUAUCAACGUUUAGAUAAGGCGGCCUGGAAAGAAGGGGGGAAGAUACGAGUCGCCUAAUGGUGAAACUGAAUGUCGAAAUUUGAAGAUUAUCGACAGCUGUCGAGAGAACAUAUGACGCUUGCGGUAUGAAAUGCAUUUUCACACGUUUGCAUGUCCAGUAUAAUAUAUAUAAUAAUAAAAAUAUAAAAAGACUGAACACAUACUAAGAUACUAGCGUCGACUCUCUGGUAGCAUAUCUGUACUUCUAUAUUUUAAGUAGCGGAUUAGAAGCAGCUUGCGUUCGCAGGACACGAAUAUAAAGAGGAUUUUCCUGAUUAACACGAGUGCCACAAAACGGCCUCGUGACCCACUAAAGCCUUGCACGGCAGGAAACGAUGUGGCCAAUACGGCGUCCUUCAUGUUCUGGCAUAUUCUGACACCAAGGCUACAUUUGACUAUGGCAGAGUCAAAAUCAGAUUGGAUUACCGCAACAAGAAACCACGAAAAAGAAAAAAAAAAAAGAGAUAUUUGGUGUUCCUGAAUGAAUCUUGCGUAACACCAUACAGGCUGAUAUACCAAACCCAAACACACAUAUAUAAAAAAAAAAACAAAUUGGGGAAAACAGACAGAGACCAACGCAAAUGACCAAAUUCCAAAGAUGAAAUGUUUGGGUUAUAGAUUAACUUUGUCAUUUCAAUACACUAGUCUUGUGUUCCAACCUGAAUAUGCAAAAUUACAUUGCCAAAAAAAUUGUGGAAAAAAAAAAAAAAAAGCACGACAAUUUCCAUACCACAUACCGGUAUGUGUUGCAACAGUGUGAUAAAUUCACCAGAAGAUCAGGAACCUAAGCAAAAAAAAAAAAUCAAGUGUUCCUUAGUGCGCAAUCCUGGUUCUAUUUUAUCCUGCAUGCUUCACGUCAAAUGAUCCACUGAAUGGCUGACGAAUAAACAGCACCGAAUGUUCUUGAAAGGGGGAGAGAGAGAGCACAACAGAGGACUGUAUAUUCCCUUUGUGCUUGCUGAUUGAAAUGUCACAGUGUUUGAGGUUCUUUCUCCGACCUUAAAUGGUUAGAUAGGUGGGUGCAUUCAUAUCCCGUAGCCUACCCGUGGCACGCAUCCAAGCGCUCAGAUUACUGCUGUUUUAUUCUCUCGCUCUCUCUCUCGUGCCACAUGGUUUCCGCGGCUUUGCGCAGCAGCGUCGAGAGCGCCUUUUACGCAGAAGAUAUUACUGCUCAGAUAAGAGUGUUUUUAUGCAAUAUACUGGCUUCUCAAGUCCUUCUUAUGCACAUCUUGUGUUUGCUUGAGAACGCCACAGUUGCGUGUCGAAAGCAGAGUCAUUUGUAACAGCGACCGACAGCCUCGCCCAUGUAUGGCGCGGAAACCUUCAUUUCCCUCUAUGAUGUCCUUUGUGUGCAUGGACUAGCCAUUUUGAAAAUGAGAACAGCAGAGAAGCCAUUCAACAACAGGCUAUUUCUAAGGUCGCUUUGGACAUGGGUCAACAAAAGAGGUGUUUGGAAUACUGAUUUUACACCUUUAACGAUUACAAUAAAAUCCCCAUUAUAUAAAUUUAUAUUGAAAUAUUUGAUUAAAGUUUAUUUUGUAACUGUAUAUGAUAAAUGUGGUUUUAUUGUUAUAUUUUAAAUUCAAACUAUUCCCAAUUCCAUUUGUCAUACAUAAUGUCCUACAAACUAUUAACUUCUGAAAGAAAAGCUCUGGAUGAUAUUUUCUCUGAAUGAUGAAGAGCGACUGUAUUUUCUCUUGUCAUCCUGUUAGUGUCUUCAGGAAGAGAAAGAGAUUGUUUGCAUAUUGCAAUAUCUAAGAAGUGCCACAGGAUUCUCAGCAGUUUCAGUAGUGAGAGACUGCGUAGUUAGAAGUGUUAAAUGGUUAUUUCCCAAAAAACGAUGACAGAAAAAAAAUGGUUGUUUUUUCCUUUUAGGCGUUCCAAACCCCCUCUUUAAAGCAGUGUUAAAGGAUCCGAAGAUGGGAAUGAAAACGUUCCUGUUUCUUCAGCGUAUAGGCCUGAUAAAAAUAUUUCAACAAAAUGUUAAGGUUUGGCGAACGGAAUGGACAACAGCCAUCCUUUUUGCAGUUCGGGAGAGAAACGAAGUCCUCAUUGGAGAAGUUACAAGUUGAUUAUUGACCCAGCGUUAAAAAAGGGGUCGCACAAACUGUAUCGCUACGAUGGACAGCACUUCAGCAUGCCGAACCCUGGAAUGCCACCAGUGGAUAUCGUUAGAGACCCGAGAAUCGGUCGUCUCUGGACAAAGUACAAGGAAACGGAUCUCCCGGUUCCUAAAUUUAAGAUCGACGAAUGUUAUAUCGGUCGCGUGCCGCCGAAGGAGAUCACGUUCGCGAGAUUGAAUGACAACGUCAGAGAGGGAUUCCUCACCGACAUGUGCAAGAAAUUCGGAGAUAUCGAGGAGGUGGAAAUAUUAUACAACCCGAAGAAUAAAAAACACCUCGGAAUAGCAAAAGUUGUGUUCGAAAACGUCAAGGCGGCGAAAGAUGCUGUUCAGAAUCUGAACAACACUUCUGUCAUGGGCAACAUCAUCCACGUGGAGCUGGACCCUAAAGGUGAAAAUCGCCAGAGGUACUUCCAGCGUUUGAUCAAUGGAAGUUAUACUCCACUCACACUUCCAGUUGGUGGCGAAGAGGCUUGUGAAGUUUCUCCACGGAGCUUAGCCGAAGCCCUGCUGGCCUGUGAGCCCCUGCGAAGGCUGUCUGAAGGCAGUUCUUCUGCAGUCACAGGCACUGCUACACCAGUUGGCACCAACACACCCAUGUCCUUGGAUACAGCCUACUCCAGCCUGAGGCAGGAUACGCCCCAGUCCCAGGGUACCCCGCACACCCCACGCCAAUCGAGCACCCCAUACUCUCAGGACUCCAGCUACUCUAGCAGGCAGGGCACUCCGGCAUUCCAGCCUAACCGUGCGGAAGCCUCUGGAGGCUACAAGGCAAGGAGGCAUGAAACCAAAUUCCAGGACGCCUACAACCGCAGACCAGAACGGCAUUAUGUACAUGGCACAGGAGGGGCACAUCGCGGCAACGCAGAGCAGCCGUCCAGUUUUAAGCAACAUCAGCCACCUGAACCGCCAUCCCCUGCAUUUGCGCACACACCACCACCACCAGCAAAUUUCAAGACCGCUUUCUCUCCUUACCAGCCCCCAAUGCCCCCUGUGUACCCUCACACAGAAUCCCCCUUCUAUCAGCCCGUUCAGCAUGAAGUAGAUUACAGGAGAACCCCUCAAGCCCCUCUUCCUCCAGGCACCGACUUUACGCCUGUCAGAGACAGACCUGCGACCCCACCAAUGCCUGAGCUGCCCCCUACACCUGAGACCCAUCCAGCCACACCUCCGCCCUCCACACCUGAGACCUGCCCAUCACUAGGCACCCCCACCCAGGAGUCAGAGCGCAACAGCCUGGACUCCCGCAUAGAAAUGCUCCUGAAGCCGUUCUUGAACGAGCGUGGAGACUCAGACACUGAGGUGCGCAUGGAUGGGAGCCCAAUCUCCUCAUCCUCCUCGCAGCUCUCCCCCAUCCCGCCCCAUCGGCCCUCACGGCCUUCAAGCACUGGCCUGGAGGAUAUUAGCCCUACUCCAUUGCCUGAUUCAGAUGAUGAUGAUGAACCUAUCCUAGGUACUGCUUCUCAGCUGACGAACUCUAGGGCGAUGUCGCCUGCCAACUUCCACUGUAAAAGUGGUACAGGACGACCACGGACGCCCACAGACAAAAUGGACAUGGGCCAUCAGUCUUCGGGCGAAGACAUGGAGAUAUCUGACGAUGAGAUGCCUGGCACACCCAUUGCCAGUGGGGACUGUGCCAAAAGCAUUGUGGUCAACUCUGCCCUGUCUCCAAUGCAGUCCAUUUCCAUGCCCCCACCAGGGUUCCCCCCUCUGCCCCCUCCACAGGCUGGCUUCCCCCUGCCACCGCUUCCUCUUCCACCCCACUCAACCGUUCCACACCUGGCUGCCCCUCAUGCAUUGCUGCAUCCAUUGCACCCCUUUCCCCCUGGCAUGAUGCCCAUAAUGCAUGUGGACUUAAUGAGCUCCGUACCACAGUGGGGUAGCGUUCACAUGUCUUUCCAAAUGCAGACUCAGAUGUUAAGUCGUAUUGCUCAGAGCCAGCGAGCGUAUCCCUACCCCCACUUCAUGAGCGGUGACGCAGCAGGGGCUGCAGCUAGUGCCAUGCAGUUUGGGGGCCCAUACCAACCUCUGUCAAUGGUUCUUGCCCCUGCUGCCGGUGUAGGCCAUGAGCAACACUGGUCUCUGCCCAACGUACCCAAGUUUAAUCCUGCUGUCCCACCACCAGGAUAUGAGCCCCAGAAGGAAGACCCUCACAAAGCCACAGUGGAUGGAGUGCUUAUGGUUAUUGUCAAAGAGCUGAAGGCCAUCAUGAAAAGAGAUCUCAACCGUAAGAUGGUAGAGGUGGUGGCCUUCAGAGCAUUUGAUGAGUGGUGGGACAAACAGGAGCGUUCUGCAAAGGCUACACUUACACCUGUUAAGACAGGUGAGAGCAAGGAUGAGGAUAAAGAACGGGCCAAGCCUAUAUCCUCUAGUUUGCUAGAGAACUGGAACAAGGUUGAGAGUCUGGGCUUUGAGGGUAUGGGGCUUGGCAUUGGGCUGCGUGGUGCCAUCCGAUUACCAUCCUUUAAGGUAAAGCGGAAACAGCCCUCUGAGCCAACAUCAACAAAUGACAACAAGAGAGUAAGACUAUCCACACCUGUCGAUGAUGAGCUGGAGGAUGAAGAAAGAACAGAACUUUGCCCGGAUGGAUCCAGAAUGGAUGGCAGUGGUUCUGCUGCCAAGCGAAGGCCAGCCAGGCCUCUGGAGCUGGACAGUGAGGGUGAGGAGGAGGAAACCUCCGGUAAAGAGGAGUCAUCGCUGUCCGACCAUGAAGAGGAGCCAGGGGAAGAUGCUUCUGAGAGGCUGUCUUCCAGCAAGGAUAUCGAGGAAGAAGAAGACGAGGACAAAAAGAGCGAAUCAGAGUCAAGUGAGAGUGAAUCAUCAGACUCUUCAGAUGAUGAAGCCUCAAGUUCAUCGUCCUCCAAAUCUGGUUCGGAUUCCUCCGGGAGUGAGAGCUCAUCCGACUAUGAAUCAAGUUCAGAGGAGGAGGAGGAAGAGGAGGAAGAAGAGGAAAGACUAGUAGGAAUAGAGGAUGAAGAUGAAGUACGAACCUCAUCGUCAUCCUCAUCUUCCUCAUCCUCAUCCUCCAAUGAAGAGGAGGAUGUUGAUCUAAAAGCCCCCAGUACUCCCAUAGGACCUCCCCCAGAGGAGGAGACAACAGAGGCGUUAGAAGAGGCAGAGAUCGGUGGUACGUUGAGCUCCUGCAAACUUGGUCUUGAAGACAUUCGACCUUCAUCACCCAAAGGAGUGCCAGUGGAGGAACCUGAUAUUGACUUGGAGGGCCGUAUUCCAGUGCCCAAAGCUGAAACGAAUCUGGAGGAUGUUGGUAGCCUUCGGCCACCCACCCCAAUAGGUUCGUUUGGAGACAGUGAUCAGGACAACCGACCAAAGAUCCCCAUAGAGGAGGAAUUCCCCCGAACCCCUGGUCGUGAUGGCCCAGUUCCCUUAGAAUCAGAGGCCUCAAUCCCUCGGUCUCUUCCUGCCUCUUCCAUGCACCUGCCACUUCCCCUCAAUCAUGCCCUUGAAGCCCGUUCCUUUCUUCCACCCCCGGAGGCUUUGCCUGAUUUGCCUGUCCGUGGGCGAUUGCCUAUGGAAGAGGACAUCCCACACACGCCGGGCAGAGACCACAUGGACAGACCUCGAGGUUUAGGCAAGUCACAAAGCACUGAUACAGUUCCUGUCACACCAGGCAGUGAAACUCCACUAACAGGUAACAGCUUGAGCUCCCCGCACAUUCCUGGCAGCCCUUUCUCUUACCCUGCCCAAUCCCCUGUCCUCAGCGCUGGCAUCCCUCGUACUCCAGGUAGAGACCUUACUUUCACCCCAGCUUUCCCUGAAUCUGCUGCUUUAGCUGCAGGCCUUCCCAUUCACAGGAAGUCCUCUUCUGAGAGCUUUGAGGAGAAGUCUCUCUUCAAAGAGCCUCUGCUCAGCACCUCUCCUCAGGCCAGCCUACCUAACAAUGCAGCUUCCUCUCCUUUUUAUGGCCCUCCUCUUCAUGCUGCUUCAAUUCAGGAGCCAGCCAUGCCACCACAAGGCUCCUCUCCAUCUUCUGUAGAUACUUCCUCCACCUCUGCGCCAAAAGAUAUACCUGUUCCAAUGAUAGAUGUUCCUCUGCCUCUAGAUGCCACUCCACCGAAGAGGAAACCAGGCAGGCCGAAGGUUAAAAAGGGGUCUGUGUUUGCUCCCCAAGAUGCUCAAGAGCCUCCAGCUCCAAUGGUUGCCUCUUUGUCUCCAAAUCUACCAGUAAAUGACGUGUUCCAAGAGCACCCUUCAGAGACGUUCAAAGAAGCUGAUAGCGAUUCCACAGCUGUAGCCUUGGAGGAAGAAGACCAAACUCAGGCAGUCAUACCUCAUGAGGUGGAGGACAGGCUCUUCUAUGAGGAGGAACCUAUUCAGAAGACACGUCGACAGAGGCGGGGCUGGCAGGAGCUGUUAUUAUCCAUGCACUCCCCUGUGACAACACCGACCCAUCCCAGUUUCCUACCCCGCUCAGAAUUCGAGGAGAUGACCAUCUUGUAUGACAUCUGGAAUGACGGCAUUGAUGAAGAGGACAUGCUUUACCUUAAGAUCACUUAUGACAAGAUGCUUCUGCAGGACAAUGGUAAUGACUGGCUCAACGACACACUCUGGGUCCACCAUCCUCCCACCAAUGCGGUUAGUGUGCCAGGGGUGAAGCGGAAGCGGAGAGAAGAUGGCAUACGGGAGCAUGUCACUGGCUGCGCCCGCAGUGAGGGCUACUACAAAAUCGACAAGAAAGACAAAAUGAAAUAUCUGAACAGCUCACGCCUGCAGUCAGAAGAGCCUGAUAUGGACACUCAGGGGAAGAGUAUUCCAGCACAGCCCCAAGCGUCCUCUAGGGCAGGUUCGGAGCGGCGAUCUGAACAGCGACGCCUGCUCUCAUCCUUCAGUUGUGAUAGUGACCUCCUCAAGUUCAACCAGCUUAAGUUCCGUAAAAAGAAGAUCCGGUUCUGCAGAAGUCACAUUCAUGAUUGGGGAUUGUUUGCCAUGGAACCUAUUGCUGCUGAUGAGAUGGUUAUUGAAUACGUUGGCCAGAAUAUUCGACAGGUUAUUGCAGACAUGCGAGAGAAGCGCUACGAAGAAGAGGGCAUUGGCAGUAGCUACAUGUUCCGUGUGGAUCACGAUACCAUUAUAGACGCAACCAAAUGUGGCAACUUCGCCCGCUUCAUCAAUCACAGUUGCAAUCCAAACUGUUAUGCCAAGGUCAUCACUGUGGAGUCACAGAAAAAGAUUGUCAUCUACUCCCGGCAGCCAAUAAAUGUUAACGAGGAGAUCACCUACGAUUACAAGUUCCCCAUCGAGGACGAGAAGAUACCAUGCCUCUGUGGUGCAGAGAACUGCAGGGGAACCUUAAAUUAACCCCAGCUGGAUAGGUGAGAUCUAACUUAAAAAUAUACACUGCCCCGAAAGCGCAGACGCCCAGUCUUCUGGAGACAUCAUGCCAAAACGCAGGGAGCUACAGAGGAACUAGUGGGUGUAAUACAACACAUCCACUGAAUUAACAUUGUGCAGCUAAGUGUCUGGAACUUCUUUUUGUACCUUUUCACGAUUGUUUACGAUUUACAGGUGCUCAAGCAUAAAAAAAAAAAAAACGUUUUUCUACCACUCUUCCAUUGACCUCUGUAUGUAUGAAAAUACCAUAUUUAUCCCAAAAUGUUUGGGCACUAGGUUUGCUGUCCGCCUGUUUGGCACACUUUGUCUGUCCCGUGGAGAUCAUGGUCUGUGUCAGUCCAAUUUUCCUCUGCGGUUUGGUUAUGGAGAGACCACCCUGUCCUUGAACAUUAACCCCGAACACUUUAAGCUGCUUGUAUCUGUCCAACAUGCACAAAACUCACUGUUUGAAUUUGAAAUCCUUUUUUAAUAUCUUCUCUGCCCAUGUACUCCCGCUAAACUGUAGAUCCAUUCUCUACGAAACAAGCUUACUUGGAUAUUCACAACAAAAAAUUCUGCUACCAGGAAAGAUUUCUCCAGGUUUAGCAUUGUGACACUAACCAAUGUUGGGGGAACUGGGUCAAUUGUCUUCAGUUACAGCUCAACAAUAGCACACCUGCGUCAGCCACAAAACAAAUUAGUAGACAAGGUCCAAAGCUCAGGCAAAUUUACACAAAGUGAAACGAUCUCAUCACAGUACUUGAGCCAGCGCUUUGUAUGGCAUCUACCGAAUAGAGCUUUUCAGAGGAUCAAAAGCAAACCAAACAAUACACUACAUUUAUUCUCUCAUUUAUUCCAUUAUAACGUUGUAUCCAAUAUUGUUCUUCACAUUUAAGUGUGUGCACUGCCUCCUAGCGUCUUCAAGGUGUAAAGACAGAAAGCUGCUUUAAUACACGUUACAAUUUCCUAACACUCAAGGUGGAAAGCUUAUUACUAAUUCUGCAUCAUUUUAUGUCAGCUCACUAUGGUUUUCAUUUAAUAGAUGUGGAGGUUCAAUUGGCUUCAUAGUCAUCUAUUCUGAUUCUGAUUCACAUGGGAAUUCUCACCAAUGUUGACAGUACGAUGCUGCUAUUCUGCAAUACUGCAAACUUGUGUUGCUUUUUCAUGAAACCUCCUACGUUCCCUACCAAUUCACCUGCACUGGUUUCAGGUCAGUUAGUGGGUAAAUCUCAUGAAAACACGUCCAAGUCAUAUUUCACCCACAAGAAAAAUAAAUGAAAUUACAUUUAUCAUAAAAAAAAUUAGGCCAAAUUUGAGAACCAUUAGGAUUUUAGCAUUAUCAUUAUUUAAAUGGCAAUCAAGCACCCACCCCCCACCCUUGACGUUUCCAAGUAAUUCACAUUAUUCUCAAUGAUAAUUCCCAUUGCUCCAAUACAAUGAUUUAAAACAACAACACAUUUUUUUUUUUUAUAAAUUAAAGGCAAGACAACAAAAUACCAUGAUGUACAAAUUCAUUACAAUUUCAUUAAUUGAAGGAAUGUUCCAGCUUUGAUACAAGUUCAUAUCAAUCGACAGCAUUUGUGGCAUAUUGAUUCAAAAAUUCAAUUUGACUUGUCCCUCCUUUUCUUAAAAAAAAAAGCACAAAUUUUGUUUACUGUGAGGCACUUACAAUGGAAAUGAAGGUUGGGGCAAUUUUUUUUUACAUUAAAAUACUCACUUUUUCAAAAGUAUAGUCACAAGUAGGUAUGUAAACAUGAUUUUACUGUGAUAAAAUUGCUAACAUUUUCUGUGCAAAGUUGGAGCCAAUUUUGCAACUUUGUUGUCAUGAUGAUGUAAUAUCAACAAACCCUUAACACCUAAAACAGCUGUAAAAAUUACAAUAUAAACAACUUAACAGCUCAAAUAAUAUAUCAGUUUUAACAGAAGAAUUAAUGGAAUUGUUUUUUAUCAAAUUAUAAAAUUCAUAUUUCUGCCUUUAAACCCUCCAAAAAUUGGAUCCACUCACUUCCAUUCUAUGUGCCUCACUGUAUCCUCGAUUUUUGCUUUUUUUUAAAGAAAAGGAGGGAUGAGACAAAAUAAGUUUUUGUGGUAAUCAACAUUAUACCACAAAUGCUGUUGAUUUUAGCUGAACUUGUAUUGAACGUAAAAUAUCUUUAUGGUCCUAAUAAAUAAAUAAAUAUAUAUAUAUAUAGAUAUAUAUAUAUAUAUAAUUUUUACCCAGACAUGUUACAUGAGAUUCACCCUAGUGUAUGACUCUGGUACUCAUAGUAUUAAGUGUUAUUAAAUGUGUGCAUUGAUUGUACAUUUAUUUAUAAUCUCACACUUUAAACGAUGCUUUACUAAUAAUCUAGUUAAACGCAACUUCAGACAUAAGUAUUUAGUACAAUCAAGGCCCUGGAGUAUUAAGUUUGUCAGUGCUUUGAGAGCUGCUCAGUUUGAAGUCAACCUGAAAUCGUCUGAUGUGGACCCUGAAGAUUUGAAGAUCAAGGAGUCAAACACGGUGCCAAAUAUGUACUUUGGGAACUUAAAGUGUCACUCUAAAGGCAGCCUGUUUUCACUUGUUUCCACUCAAGUCUGUAUCUGUAAAUGGUAUCUAAAAACUCUCCACUGGUACUUAGGGUGAUCUAUUGAGGUCCUUUUGCAUAUUGCUCAGUAUUUAACCAUCAAAAUGUGUUUAAAGAGCCAUUACAGCCAAAUGUCUACUCCAAAGGACUUUCUGAUGUGCAAGGCAGCAUCUGGAUACUGUGCUGUCCGUGUUUGAUUUGCUCAUGUUUAUAAAUGCACUAGAAGCUACCACCCCCCAUCAAUCCAACCGGCACUCACAAGAGCAAGCUAUUAAUCACGUCCUUUAAAUUAGAUCACUCACAGGGUAAGGUCUCCCGUUUUUUGGUUUUCUUUCUUUUAAAUAUGUUUAUAUUGUACAGGAUAUGAUCAUUUGUAUAAAGGAAUGAGGCUUUUUUUUAUCUGGAUGGGGAGUGAUGCAUCGUUCUUCUUUUAUGAGCGACAAAUGGAGUAUUUAAAAUGACUAUUUUUCAGGGAACAUUCUAUGAUAUAAAAAGGGGUUGAAUAGCUAAUUUAAGGAAAAUGAUGCAUCUUGUAUAUAAAACAGAUUUGUACUUCCUUUUGAAAGAUUGUUUCUUGUAGAAACGUCUUUUUUCUGCCCAUUUUCCUUUGGAUUAUUAUGUGUAAAUACUUUAACUGUGAAUAUAUAAAUAUAAAUAUAUAUAUAUUUUUGGUCCUGAGGAUUUGCUACAGCAUCACGGCUCGGAAAGGUCUAUUUGACAGUGCGUGCAGAGAGCUGGUGGCAGUAUUUUCAGCUUGUGUCAAGCUUUAUUUUUUAUUUUCUGUUGUAAAUUCUAUGAAAAUCUGUUUGCAGUGUGGGGGAAAAGCAUUAUUCAGAAAUGGCAAGGGACAUUGGUGAAAUCUACUUAUACCCCCUUGUCUAUUUAUUAUACCACAAAUGUAUGGAAAAAGAUCAUGGAAAA